Molecule: messenger RNA, 954 nt
Organism: Clonostachys byssicola
Lineage: Eukaryota; Fungi; Ascomycota; Sordariomycetes; Hypocreales; Bionectriaceae
Source: the annotation of a GenBank genome assembly
AUGAACGGCAUACCAAAAGAGCUCGUCGCGUCGUCCGGGCAAUUUCGCUUCUUCGUCGGCCCCGAUGCCAAAGAAUAUACCAUCCACUCCGAUCUCGUUGCUCUCCAAUCUCCGGUGCUCAACGCCUUGGUGGGCGGAGGCUUGAGCGAGUCGAUUACUCAAUCCGUGAAAUGGGAUGAUAUCGACGAGCCAUCUUUCCUCAGCUUCUGGGAAUUCGCAUACACGGGAGACUACGACGUCUCAGACGUAGCCUACAGCGGCAGUGGCUCUAAUGAUCCGAGCUCCAGCGACGACGACAAAGAGGCCACAGAUGGUCAGGACGAAUCAUCUUCCAGCGGAGACGAAUACGGCCACGAAGACGAGGCAGAAUGCGAACAACAAGGAGUGUGGGGUAUUCAGGGAUUGUUUUCAUCAAAAGCCAGGAACCUACACCGUCCCGCGAUGACCUGGAGUGAAUAUGUGCUUGGGACGGAAUAUCCGCAAGAUGUCAAAGCCGGAGACUACGCAGGCGCAGUCUUGCAUCACGCACGAGUCUACAUCCUGGCAGAUCGCUACGCUAUCAAUCGCCUUAUGAAUCUGGCAAUCCAUAAGCUGGGCACAGUGAUGAAAAACUGCGCCAGGCCCGAAGACAAAACGCAGGGCAUCAUGGCAUUGCUGCAACUCUGCUACACGGAUUUCGUGCCUGAUCGAUUAACACGCCUUGCAACUCACCAUGCUGCCGACAUCAUUCUUCACUUGUGGGAGCUCGAAGAAUUUCACGGGUUGCUCGAUACGCACGCCACUCUAUCGAAGACAAUGUUGGAGUUGUUUUUGCCCGUGGCCAAUGAGUCUACGAGUGAGAUGGAUGAUUCUCCCGUGCCCAAUGAGUCUACUAAUGACCCUGACAUGAAUGAAUUUUUCGCUAGUUUCCCUAGCCGUAUCCAUCCGCCGGGCACGUCUUCAACUUCAGGAUAG